Molecule: messenger RNA, 3869 nt
Organism: Chrysoperla carnea
Lineage: Eukaryota; Metazoa; Arthropoda; Insecta; Neuroptera; Chrysopidae
Product: tetratricopeptide repeat protein 17
Exons: 9
Coding region: 21-3584 (1187 amino acids)
Biological process (GO): actin filament polymerization
Cellular component (GO): actin cytoskeleton; cytoplasm
Molecular function (GO): protein binding
Source: RefSeq, a predicted model, not a curated record
ACGUACAUACAUGGAAAAAAAUGAUUAAAUACAAAUGUUGGAUUAUUAUAUUAAUAACAUUAAACACAAUCUUAGAAAUUUUGGCCUCAACCCAUUGGAUUGUCACCGAAAAUGGUCGUAUACAAUCUCAACUCGAUUCGCCGUUUCAUAUGAGAAAACCAUACGAUAUAUUAGCUUUUCUAGAGCAAGAUAUUCGAAGAGAUCAAAUUGAUACAUUAUAUCAAAAUUUAGUAAAACGUAAAUACUACAUUGAUGAAAAAUGGUCGGGAUUAGAAGGGGCCACCGAUAUUGAAAGUCGUUUAUAUAGCCAAGAUAGCGAUUGCUUAAAAGCUGGCAAAUUAUUAAGUGAAAUUGAUUUGUACACGAGCAUUGCAGUGGAUGGAAGUGAUCGUGAUGGUAUUAAUUUAGCUGAAUACAUGAAAGAUGAGGUAUUAUCGGAUGCAUCACUUGUACCAGAUUGCCAGAAAUAUGUGAAAUUAGAUUACUCAAUGUUCACAUUUGAACAUCUAACGGCAAUGGUGAAUCGUGUUAAUUUAACAAUGUCACCUGAGCAUGCUUUAAUACAAUGGUUGAAACCUGGUUCGACUGUGUCUACUUUUGGACAUGCAGUUGCUUUAGGAUUGUUUAAGAAUCAAACAUCUUGGUUACAUUAUAAUUUAGGGGCAAUAUAUUGGCGUAUUCGAGGCGAUGCAUAUCGUGCUGUUGAAUGUGGAAGACGUGCUGUUUAUUUUGCACCAAGAGAAUUUCGUGAUGUUGCUUUAUUAAAUUUGGCAAGUAUUUUUCAUCAAGCUCGACAUCCUGGUGAAGCAGCGAUUAUAUUACAUGCCGCAGUUGAUCAUGCACCACAGCAACCAGUAAAUCAUUUUGCUCUAGGAAAUGUAUACGCUAUACUAUCAGAUUACAAUAGAUCGAUAGCAUGUUAUGAUAAUUGUUUAAAAUUACGUCCAACAUUAGGACAAGCUAGUACUAGUAAACAUGCAGUGCUAUGUCAUAAAAAAUUAGAAACUGGCUUAGUUGAACUUCAUGAAGUUUUACAAGGCAUUCUAACUGAGCUUCAUGAUUAUCAUACACAAAAGGAGCAAUGGCUGAAAUUACAAGAUAAACUUAUAAAUGAACAAGCACCACUUGAAGCUAAAUUAUUAAGUAUAGCACCAGAAACGUUUAGUGCAGUUCUAGCAAAUCGAGGUCAGACUUGUAGUGAACGUGGUGAAAAUUCUAAAUUAAGUUGUGAAGUAAAUACAGAUAGUCAAAUGCUAGCAAAAAAUUUACAAAUGGAUAUCACAUUAAGUUUACAAAUUUUAUUGCGAAAUGUUGAAAUUCAAGCACAAAAAAUUAGUGAACAAAUGGUAAAAAAUUCAAAGUUUUUUGGUUCACCAUCUUCGUCGCCGAAUCUUGCGUUAAAAAGUACACAACCUGUAAAUAAAAUUGAUAAAAUCGAUGAAAAAUUUGUGAUGGAUGACAAAGAAGGAAUUGAUGACACGGCAGGUUACACGCAUGUUACACCAACGGAACAACCUCGAUAUCCUUCAACGCUGGUUUUAUCAUGGGAUAAUAAGGAUGAAUUUGAUUUAUUAAAUUGGCCAACGAAAGAAUUAUGCCAAAAAUGGAAAAACAUUAAUAUUAAUCGUUUAAAAAAAGCUGAGGUUGUCUUACCACCUGAAAAUAAAGGGUUUGAUAUAUCAUCCUUACUAUCAACGCAUAUCGAUUUACCAUUAGAUGCAGAACAUCCGUUACCUUGGUAUCCACCAAUUUGUGUGAUCGACGAAAAAUUGGAAAAACAAAUUGAUAUGUCUUAUUUUCCACCAGCGCUUAUGAAACAAAGUGCUAAUACCAAUUCGGGAUUUGCGGAUCCAAUACUUAAGAAUCACUUAAUGCAAUAUGUUAAUAAUGGGGUAUCUGUCGAAGCAGAAAUCGGUCAACGAAUUUUAACUGCUAUGAAAAAGAAAGUUGGCCCACAAUGGCUCUUAGCUACUUUAUCCAGUUUGUAUUGGCGAGUACGAUCGAAUAAACGCAACGCAUUGGAUUGCUUAAAAGUUGCGUUAACAAAAACACCAUUAGAGUAUCGUGAUGUAGCGUUAAUAUCAUUAGCAUCAAUUAUGUAUGAAUUAGGUUUUGUCGAAGAAGCUUCACGCAUAGCUGAUGAAGCAUAUAUAAUAAAUAAAAUUGAACCAGCUACAAAUUUCCUUAUAGCCUUGUUACAUGAAAAUAGUUUUGGAGCAAUGUAUCAUAUAAAACACUCAUUAAAAGUUGAUCCUGGAUAUCGGAAUGGUGACGCUGAAUUACUUUUAAAAGCUAUGGCGUGUAAUUAUAAAUUGUCGAAUUUAGAGGAAUCUACUUCAGCUGUACAAAAUAAAGAUCAAAUCUGCUCCUCGGAUAAAGAACGUAGUGUUUCCAGUGAAGGUGUUGUAUGCUCGGCAAACGGUGAACAAUGUAAAACUGCAUCGAUACAAUGCUAUCGUGCGGAACGUUUUGCUGAAGAUGAUAGUCUGAUGUCAUUUGAACCAGUACCAAUUUCUAAUUUACUUGAAAAAAAUGAGAAUUGUAAUCAUAAUGAUCCCAAAAAAGGAAUUCGAUCAUUAUAUUCGUCGUUGGUUAGAGCGUACACAAAGAAUGAUGAAAUAGUAGAAGGGUCGGGUAAUGUUGAACCGGAUCAAUCACAGUUAGAAACUAUGGAUGAAGUUUAUAAAAAAGCGAUACAUAUGAAAAUGGCGUUAGAUGAACGUCAUGAGAAAUCAUCUGGUAGCAACUCAGUUAACGAUUUUUAUGUUUCACUGACAGAUGAACCAUCACCAAAAGUAUUACUCCAUGUAUACGACAAAUCGGGAACAUAUCAGUUAUCACCAGCUGCAUGCAAGGAAAUACGUGAUGCUGAUUGGAUAAGUUUUACGUCAAUGUGGUGGCAUUCAGUAGCAGCUAGAAAUAUUGAUAUUGGGCCCUUAUUGAAACCAUUACCAAAUAAAGUGACGGAACCAUUAGUUCCAUUUUGUGAUAAAACUUCGCCAACUGUUCCACAAGUUGCUGAACAUAUUCCAAUCAUACCUAGGAAUAAAUUUAUGCAUGCACCAGAACCAAGAUUAUCUGAUUGGUUAGCUUUAAUGACUGGUGAUGGAAAAUCCUCCAUCAGAGAUUUAGGAACUCGAAUAGCAAUUGCUUUAAGAGAGAAUACGACGUCAUGGAUGUUGGCUACUGCAGCAGCAAUUUAUUGGCGAGUUUUAGGUAAUACAGCUCAAGCUAUCACUUGUUUAAAACAUGCAUUACAUGUGGCCCCAGAUAACGACAAAGACAUACCAAUGAUCAAUUUGGCGAAUGUCCUACAACGAAUUGGGUUUUUGAGUGAUGCUUUAGAGGUAGCAAAAAUGGCGUUGGAAAUUCAUCCAGAUUAUGUCGUUAAUCAAUUUACAAUUGGAAAUAUUCAUACGGCAUUGGGUGAUUUUGAAAAAGCCAUAUCAUUUUAUCGAACAUCGUUAACGUUGGAUCCAAAUUUUGAUGCAGCAAGAAAUCGAUUACAAGCUAUUUUAUGUACAUUAUUAUUCGAUGAAUCCGGUUCAUUAAAAGAUGCUGCCGAUAUUUAUAGAGAAAAUUAAACAUAAAUUGUUUAUUUUAAAGGCUGAUUUAAUUAUUUAAUUUUAGAAAAUUAUAAUACAAUAAUCCCUGUGAAUGAUGUGAUUUGUUCGAUGGUCAAAGUAGAUUGGUGAUAUCGAAUUGAGUUAACAUGGAAAACAUGAUUUAUAUUCUAAAUGUUUCAUUAAAAAAUAAAACAAAUUUUAAAAGGGAAAGCGGGACUGCCUAUAUUAUAUAAAUUACGAAAGUCGUGCUGUUAUUGCAUAUGAUAAAAGGGUUUAUGAAAAAUUGUAAAGAUGGGACAUCUA